Molecule: messenger RNA, 1868 nt
Organism: Halichondria panicea
Lineage: Eukaryota; Metazoa; Porifera; Demospongiae; Suberitida; Halichondriidae
Product: sorting nexin-8-like
Exons: 11
Coding region: 119-1729 (536 amino acids)
Biological process (GO): early endosome to Golgi transport; intracellular protein transport
Cellular component (GO): early endosome membrane
Molecular function (GO): protein binding; phosphatidylinositol binding
Source: RefSeq, a predicted model, not a curated record
GUGUCAUAAGUCGACCUUUACCAGCCAAACAAAGACAAGGGGGCGUGGUAGGUUAGCUAUUGUAAACUUUUGGCUUGACUUGUCUGGCUUGCUCUAGAUCCUCACAAGACAAGACAAUAUGGCUGUAUCAGGAGCAGUAGGCAGUGUGCCUGGCUACUAUAGAGAAGUGUUUGUGUCCAUGUGUCCCUCUGGUAGCUCCGGUCGUGAGGGCUCUAGCAGUAGGGUACCUAGAGAGAUAUGGCUCAAGUGUGCUACCACAGCCUCCCUGCCCCAGACAACCCUCAACCAGAUAUGGACACUAUGUGACUCUGGGGAGAUUGGAUCCUUGAAUCGUGAUGGACUCUACAAAUCACUUGCUCUGUUAGCGAUCGCUCAGCAGGGCAAAGCUGUUGACAAGAGCAGUCUGUCCACACUUGACACUUCAGAGAUGCCUGUGCCAGUGUUAGGUCCUACUAGUGAGCUAGCAGACAUUUCUCUCUCCCUGAUCAAAGGAGAAGGGGCAGUUAAACUAUUACUAAGUUACGACGAUAUCAAGGCAAUGGAUGAUGUUUCAGUUACUCUCAUUCCUGAGAAGAAAGGAAUGGUUUUCAAGCACGUAGAGUACCUCGUGGAGAGCAAGGAGCUCCAGUCUUCUGUGCGGAGACGUUAUAGAGACUUUGAGGCUUUCUAUGACAUUCUCAUAGUCGUGUAUCCAUACAGACUGGUCCCCAAGAUGCCUCCUAAGAAGCUGAUGUCCACUGCUGCAGCCUUUAUAGAGCAACGUCGUCGUGCUCUCAAGAGAUUCCUCACGCUGGUGGUACGUCAUCCAGUCCUCUCAGAGGAUGAAGCUGUCAAGUUCUUCCUGACUGCCGGUGGAAACGAGGUGGGGGCGCGUAUUAAAGACAGGUUCAAGAGUGCCUUAGAGGAGUACAACACUCACCCUCAGGCUGAAACAGCAGAGGAGUUAGUCAGUGAAGAGACGAGGAUAAAGUUUGAGAGAGUACAAGAGCAAAUCUCUCUCAUGCACAAGUUGGUAUCGUCCAUGCUCUCAGUGGCACACAAUAUGGAGUCCCGUUCUCUAGCCUUUGGUUCUGACAUGAAGACGUUCGCCUCCAAUAUGAUGACCCUCUCCAGUGAUAGUGUUCUCAUGAGCUCUUGGACCUCAGGUUCUGAUGAUAAAUGGACCCACUUGCAGCGGGAUUGCCAUUCCCUCUCUGGGAUGUUCAACACUCUCUCUGAGACUGCCCACAGUCAGGGAGUGAGAGAGACCUCUGGGUUCACAGAGAGUGUGAAUCUGUUCUUAGAUCUCAUCAGUUCUUAUCAGGAUCUGUGUGAUCGACGGGAUCGUACUGUGCACAGGAAGCAUCAGAAGGCAUUGGCUAAAGUACACACUCUGGUCAACUAUAAAGAGAGGAGGGAGGCAUUGGGCAAGCAAAUAUCUGAGAAGGAUGAUGGUCGCAUUAUCAAGAGAGAUGAUGAUCUCCUAGAGAUAGAGAAGAGGAACUUCUUCUCCUUAUUCUGUCUUGAUCAGGAGGCCCAGCUCAUCCACGUCAACCUCUCCCAACUCAGUGAGAUAUUCAAGCAUCUAGUACACACUCAAGUCAAGGGACAAACAGAGUAUCUAGCGUGUUGGGAUGAGAUCAAAGGAGUAGUGGAUGGGAUGGGAGGCACUGGAAUACACUCUCCCACACACACUUCACCAGAAGCCAGUCUCAAGACAAGGGAACAUUCUAGAUCACCGUUCAUGUAAAAACAUAUUAAAAUUACCAGAGACAAAGUCUAUAUCAUGUGUGUGCGUAGUAAUGUGUCUAGAGAGAGUUCAUAGGUCAAUGUUGUGUCUAUUCCUUUGUGAGUUUAUAUUCGUCUGUUUAUAAUAAUUGUUCAACUUG